This is a messenger RNA of Polyodon spathula (Mississippi paddlefish), 1833 nucleotides long. RefSeq names its product sarcoplasmic/endoplasmic reticulum calcium ATPase 3-like. Gene Ontology annotation, molecular function: ATP hydrolysis activity; ATP binding; P-type calcium transporter activity. Gene Ontology annotation, cellular component: membrane. The transcript has 11 exons. Lineage: Eukaryota; Metazoa; Chordata; Actinopteri; Acipenseriformes; Polyodontidae. The annotation marks the transcript as partial. Gene Ontology annotation, biological process: calcium ion transmembrane transport; intracellular calcium ion homeostasis. The record is from RefSeq and is a predicted model, not a curated record.
UCCAUUCAUGCUCCCUUUACGUUCCAGUCCAAGGGGAUCUACGAGAAGGUUGGAGAGGCCACAGAAACCGCGCUCACUACCCUGGUGGAGAAGAUGAACGUGUUCAAGACUGACAUCAAACAUCUGAGCAAAGUAGAGCGGGCUGGAGCCUGCAACUCGGUGAUCAAGCAGCUGAUGAAGAAGGAGUUCACAUUAGAGUUCUCCCGCGACCGCAAGUCCAUGUCUGCGUACUGCAGUCCCACCAAGCCCGGCUCUGGAAGCAAGAUGUUUGUGAAGGGCGCUCCAGAGAGUGUGAUUGAGCGCUGUAACUACGUGCGAGUGGGGACCAGCAAGAUGGCCCUGACGCCCCCCCUGAGGGAGCACAUCAUGGGGGUGAUCAAGGACUGGGGCAUGGGGAGGGACACACUGCGCUGCCUGGCCCUGGCCACACGGGACACCCCACCCAAGAAAGAGGAGAUGGACCUGGAGAACUCGGUCAAGUUCUCCCAGUACGAGAACAACAUGACGUUCGUGGGCUGCGUGGGCAUGUUAGAUCCCCCUCGCAAGGAGGUGAUGGGCUCUAUCAGCCUGUGCGGAGAGGCCGGCAUCCGCGUCAUCAUGAUCACCGGGGACAACAAGGGCACCGCCGUGGCAAUCUGCCGGCGCAUUGGGAUCUUCGGAGAGGACGAGGACGUGACCGACAGAGCCUACACGGGCCGUGAGUUCGAUGACCUGACUCCCGAGAUGCAGAGAGAGGCCUGCAAGAGAGCCCGCUGCUUCGCCCGCGUGGAGCCCGCGCACAAGUCCAAGAUAGUGGAGUACCUGCAGUCCUUCGAUGAGAUCACAGCCAUGACCGGUGAUGGUGUGAACGAUGCUCCAGCCCUGAAGAAGGCAGAAAUCGGCAUCGCCAUGGGCUCUGGCACGGCAGUGGCCAAGUCUGCCUCCGAGAUGGUGCUGUCUGACGAUAACUUCUCCACCAUCGUGGCUGCGGUGGAGGAAGGCAGAGCCAUCUACAACAACAUGAAGCAGUUCAUCAGAUACCUCAUCUCCUCCAACGUGGGGGAGGUGGUGUGCAUCUUCCUGACUGCUAUCCUGGGUCUCCCGGAGGCCCUCAUUCCUGUGCAGCUGCUGUGGGUGAACCUAGUGACAGACGGUCUUCCUGCCACUGCCCUGGGCUUCAACCCCCCAGACCUGGACAUCAUGAACAAGCCCCCUCGCAACCCCAAGGAGCCGCUCAUCAGCGGCUGGCUCUUCUUCCGCUACCUGGCCAUCGGAGGGUAUGUUGGUUUGGGAACAGUUGGUGCAGCUACCUGGUGGUACCUGUAUGAUGCCGAAGGCCCAGAACUAACUUUCUUUCAACUGAGGCACUUCAUGCAGUGCACUGAGGACAACCCGCUCUUCGCAGGGGUCGACUGUGAGAUCUUCGAGUCUCGCUACCCCACCACCAUGGCUCUGUCUGUGCUGGUCACCAUCGAGAUGUUCAAUGCCCUGAACAGCUUGUCUGAGAACCAGUCCCUGCUGAGAAUGCCCCCCUGGGUGAACGUGUGGCUGCUGGGUGCCAUUGUGCUGUCCAUGUCCCUGCACUUCCUCAUCCUGCACGUGCAGCCCCUACCUCUGAUUUUCCAGGUGACGCCUCUGAGCGUGCCCCAGUGGAUGGUGGUUUUGAAGAUCUCGAUCCCUGUCAUCCUAUUGGACGAGGGGCUCAAGUACUUGUCCCGUAACUUUCUGGAGGGGGACGAGGACAAGAAGUACAUCAAGAGGAGACUGAAACCCUGAACACAACCCCUAUUUAAACUGAAGUCUUGCAUGUUCAACCGCCACUAGCAACCAGCAGGACUUGCAUGUGUCGGACAA